GGAGCAAGAGGGACAGAGGCGGGCUGGGAGAGACAUACUCGUCGAGGGAAGACUCAGAGACAAAAAUAAAGACAGAAAAACAAGAGUCGAAGUCCUCCUUGUCCUCCUCCAGCAGACAUGGACGGCUAUGGCAGGAGCGAAGAGGAGCUGUUCUCCUCCUGCCUCCUGAACCUCACCUGGGAGACUUGCUACGAGCAGUGUGCUGCCUUGGUUGGUGAAGACCAGCCCCUCUGCCCGGACCUCCCUGAACUCGACCUCUCAGAGCUGGAUGUGAGUGACCUCGAUGCGGACAGCUUCCUGGGUGGCCUUAAGUGGUACAGUGACCAAUCAGAGAUCAUUUCCUCUCAGUACGGGAAUGAAGCUUCCAAUCUCUUUGAGAAGAUAGAUGAAGAAAAUGAGGCCAACUUACUGGCAGUGCUUACAGAGACGCUGGACAGCAUCCCAGUGGAUGAGGACGGAUUGCCUUCGUUUGAGGCCUUGGCAGAUGGGGACGUGACCAAUGCCAGUGACCGGAGCUGUCCCUCCUCUCCAGACGCCUCGCCACGCACCCCAGAGCCCGAGGAGCCUUCCUUGCUGAAGAAGCUCCUUCUGGCACCCGCAAACUCCCAGCUCAGCUAUAAUCAAUACACAGGUGGCAAGGCACAGAACCAUGCAGCCAGCAGCAACCAUCGGAUCAGACCACCACCUGCCGUCGUCAAGAUGGAGAGCCCCUGGAAUGGCAAGGCAAGAGGGGGCUCCAGCCAACAGAACCGCCCGGUGAGGCGGCCGUGCACAGAGCUGCUGAAAUACCUAACAGCCACAGAUGACAUCCUGCUCAACACCAAAGCCAGUGAAGCCAAGAGCGCCUGGGGAGGUUCGAGUAGCAGGGACAAGAGUGGACUGGGUCUCUGUGCCUCUUCCUCCUCAUCACCGUCCUCAUCCUCCACCUCCUCGUUCUCCUCCUUAUCUUCCACCUCCUCUUCCUCUUCUUUCUCCGCCACUACCAAGAAGAAGUCAACAUCUCAACAGCAGCAGCAGUCGCCGCAGCAGCAUCACCAGCGAGGUGAGAGCCGGGCUGCAGGCGAGUGUAGUAUGGCUGGUCAUGGGGAUGGGAAAUGGCCGCGUUGCACACUCGAUGACGGGGUUGAGGAGUCGGAGGGUACCUCUGUCCCUGUUGGCCGCAGAACCUACAAAUGUGGUCACGCCUGCCCCAAACCACAGCAUGGGCCACCCAGUGAAGAAGGAAGGCCACCAGGCGAUGUCGGCCACCUGGCCGCCGCUAGGUUUAUUAGGUAUAUGCAUUCUUAUUCCCUCCCUCCCCGAGAGGUGAGUCACAGCUGUGAGCAUUGCCGAGAGGCUGCAGGCGCCACUCAGGCGAGUGAAGGCUUUGGCAGACAAGGCCCCAGUAACAGUAGCGGUGUCAGCCGUGCACCACAUAGGCAGAUCUCAGUGACAUUUAAGAAAAAAGACGUUAAGCCGGGGCACCCUUUACUUAGUCAGCUGCUCACCUCCAAACAGAGGCCCAUUCAACACUGGGCCCAACUACCCCAACCCACAAUCAACCUUUUACAUAGCACUAAGAGCAAAUCAGCUGGUAAUAGUUCAAAGAGACAGGUUGAGUUUUCUUGCAGGAUGGAAAAGAAGGAAGUCAGAAGGAGCACUAAUUUUAGAAACCAGGCUGAAGAGCUGGAACUCUUGCUGCCUCCUCUUGCAUUAGACCUAGAGAGCUGGGACACCCAAUUAGAUCAAGGGCUAGAUACAGGCUUUGGACUAGCGCUGGGAUGGCCAAACCAGGGGGGCUAUCGGGAUGAUGUUGACCAUGAUGAUGAUGGUGUUGUUGAUGAUGUUGAUGAUGACCAUGUCAUGGGCAGCCUUGCAGCGGUGCCCUCACCGGGCCAACCAAGCCCGCUCAUUUCAGAUACUAGCAUUGCAGAACCCACCCCUCCCUGCAUCAUACAAGUGCAAGGGCACCCACACAGGCAGGCACUCAGCGAGCACCCCGAUGACCAGGGCCACCCUUUGUUAGCCAAACCAACCAUCUUGCCACUUCCUUUGACCCCAGAGUCUCCAAAUGACCACAAAGGAUCACCAUUUGAGAACAAAACCAUUGAACGCACAUUAAGUGUGGAGAUUGCUGGAACCCCAGGUCUGACACCACCUACCACGCCCCCACACAAAGCCAGUCAAGAGAAUCCUUUCAAAGCAUCUCUGAAAACCAAGUUGUCCUCAUGUUCCUCCUCGGUCUUGACAUGCAAAAGAGCCAGGCUGAGUGAGUUGGGUGCCGGUGCUUUGACCCCGGCCCCAGGUGCCUCAGCCGGGGGUCCCAUCAGAAAGGAUCCCGAACAGACUGAGCUCUAUGCACAGUUGAGCAAAGUAUCUACCACCUUCCCUGCAGCUGGGGGUGGUUUUGAGGAGCAUUGCAGCACUGGCAACAAUAAACGGGCAGCUUCUCGUCGUCACAGUGACCAUGACUAUUGCCAGGCAUCAGGCUGUAUCAAGAAGUAUGGGUGCUCAGCUACUGUUUCCAUGAGUACAACUGUGGAAAUGACACACCCUCUAGGUGCCAGUGCUGCUCUUACACCCAGUGCUAGCAAAGUGGAGAAUGGGCAUGUUGAAUGUAAGGACUCAGCCAUCUCAACAUUGUAUUCAUCAUCAUCUUGUUUUACAUCAUCUUCACCUAGCCCAUUGACAAAGGAGAAGAAUAUUGUCCCUGUGGAUGGAGAAGGAGGGUUUACCAGGGGCAUAGGGGAGCCAACCCAUACGCAAACCACUCAGAUCCCCACACCAGGGGCCACCACUGUUAAGGACCAACCACAACAUUCUGCAACCAGUCGGAAACCCCUGUGCGACCAGGAAAUAAGAGCAGAACUCAACAAGCACUUUGGCCGUCCUGUACAAGCCCUCUGCAGCAAGGGUGGGCAAGAGAAAGGUUCAAGCGGCAAACCAAACAAGCCUCCAACCCCUCGAUCCUAUGAAGGGGAUGAGAAUGACAUUUACUCCCAAAGACUGCCAGGCUCCAUCUAUUUGACCCCAGGGUUUCUGUCCUUUCAUGAUGAGCUAGUCCUGGACAAGGGCCACGAGAGUCGCUUUGUCUUUCCAUGGGAAGGAAACCCCCUCGACCUACUCUUCGACUGCUCCCCCAACUCUCCCUCCUGUUCUCCUCCAUCAAGUUGCUCCCCUUCACGUGGCUCUGUCUCCCCACCUUCCUCCCUUCUCCUGUCACCCAGCAGACCUUUCUGCUGGACCAGUAGCGGGUCCCGUUCCCGCUCUCGUUCUCAUUCAGGCUCCCGCAGCUCCUCGUCACAGUACCACAGGCGCUCUCUGUCCAGCUCACCAGACAGACGUCCUUCCUCCUGGUCUCAUCACAGCUCAGAUUUGAACGCUGUUCGCUCCAGAAUCCAAAAGAGCCCCCGCCCUCAGUCUCGAUCUCCUCACAGCCGCAGGCCAAGGUAUGACAGCUAUGAGGAGUACCAGCACGAGAGGCUGAAGAGGGAGGAGUAUCGCUUGGAUUACAAGAAGCGAGAGUUUGAAAGGGCCGAGCAGAGAGAAAAGCAAAGGCAAAAAGCAAUAGAGGAGAGACGGGUGGUGUACGUGGGGCGACUGAGGUCCGACUGCAGCCGAACAGAGUUGAAGCGCCGCUUUGAAGUCUUUGGGGAAAUUGAAGAAUGUGCACUGAACUUAAGGGAUGAUGGGGACAAUUUCGGCUUCAUCACGUACCGCUACACUUGUGACGCCUUUGCCGCCCUUGAGAACGGACACACCUUACGCAGGUCAAACGAACCUCAGUUCGAGUUGUGUUUCGGCGGACAAAAGCAGCUCUGCAAAUCACAUUACACAGACUUGGACUCCCAUUCGGACGACUUUGAUCCAGCCUCCACAAAGAGCAAGUAUGACUCCAUGGAUUUUGACAGCUUGCUGAGGGAGGCCCAGUGCAGCCUGAAAAGGUAACCCGGUUGUGUGGCGCCCGCUGUCUGCCACAAAAAGGAACUCCUCAUACCUCACGGUCGUUUCUCGCUCCUUCGACGACGAGACCACCAGAAGUUUUACGCUCUCUCUGAGAGCAUCUGAGAACACAUAGACCUGCAUCGGUAGAAAUGAAUAUAUUAAAAAUAAAGUUUACAUGAACACGGCUGCUGAAGAGCUGGGAAAGAGACGUUCGGUUCUGGAUCCUCAGAACCAGGUUUAAUGCACUCUACUGCUGAACGGCCAGUGACAGAAGGAACAACCUGUAGGAUUUCUUUUUCUCCAAGCACUACAAUACCCACAAUUCUUUUUGGGGUGAAGACAUGCAGCUUGUUCAGCCAGAUUUUGUUUUAUUUGCUGUUGAUUAUUUUUUUACUUUCUGGCAUUUGGAUCUGGUGUUACAUUACAAGCAAGAAUAUAGGGAAUUAUAUCUUGGAGGUGAAAACUAAUUGUUGUCUACAUUUUAUUAAAAAAUGUAGCUGUGCAUUUACAAACCCUAUUAAAAAUCGGAAUAUUUUUUAUUUUAUGUACAUAUCAAAGUUCUUUAUUUGUUACAGCUAUGCACUGUAAAACGCAGCCUUUUUUUAAAAAAAAUAAAGAAAAAGAAAAUUUCUUAAUUCCGAAUGUUGAUCUGUAGUAAUUACAAUACUGUAAAACAUAUUGUACACCUACAUGAUGUUUGAAAGACAUAAUAUGAUUGUAAAAAAAAAAAAAAUGAAA
Molecule: messenger RNA, 4662 nt
Organism: Nematolebias whitei (Rio pearlfish)
Lineage: Eukaryota; Metazoa; Chordata; Actinopteri; Cyprinodontiformes; Rivulidae
Gene: ppargc1a
Product: peroxisome proliferator-activated receptor gamma, coactivator 1 alpha
Exons: 13
Coding region: 118-3927 (1269 amino acids)
Biological process (GO): positive regulation of transcription by RNA polymerase II
Cellular component (GO): nucleus
Molecular function (GO): transcription factor binding; RNA binding
Source: RefSeq, a predicted model, not a curated record